Messenger RNA from Triplophysa rosa, 1235 nucleotides. RefSeq names its product NADH:ubiquinone oxidoreductase complex assembly factor 2 (gene ndufaf2). Gene Ontology annotation, biological process: mitochondrial respiratory chain complex I assembly. The transcript is spliced from 4 exons. NCBI's taxonomy places the organism in Eukaryota, Metazoa, Chordata, Actinopteri, Cypriniformes, Nemacheilidae. The coding region runs from base 109 to 600 and encodes 163 amino acids. The record is from RefSeq and is a predicted model, not a curated record. Gene Ontology annotation, cellular component: membrane.
AGUUCACGUAAUUGCGUAGGUAUAGGACGCACAGUGCAUGUGUGUGUAUUAUGUAUGUGCACUUGAACAGUAUAUUUUGAAAGAUUUUUUGUCGUUAAACUUUAAGUUAUGAGCCGCUUUACCUCUCUCUUGCGAAGAACAUUUGGAGUGGUCAAAGAGCACGUCGGUACGGAUCAUUUAGGAAAUAAAUACUAUUACGUACCCGAGCAGAAGACAUGGACAGGAAGGGUCACUCGGCCCAGACGCCUGGUGGAAGCUGCCAAUCCAGCAGCGUUUGAGUACUCAGAGGGCAGUGUUCCCUCUGAAUGGGAUGCUUGGAUCAGAGGCAGACGGAAGCACCCGCCUACUGUAGAGGAGUUGCUAAAGAAUGAACGCUACAGGGAGAACAUCAAAAUUAAAGCCGAAGAAGUAGAGGAGAGGGACAAGGCCCUGCAGUCCAAAGAGUAUGAGGAAGGUUUGGUGGCUCGACCUGUUCAGGCUCAGAUCAAAGGCCAUGCUUCUGCCACACUGUUUGGACAGUCUGAAGUUAGCGAGGAGCCUGUAAGCACUGCCAACACAUUCCAGCCAGGGUCCUGGGUGUCUCCAGGAACCAAAAGAUAGGACUAUUAGAAGCCUUCUUAUGAGCCUUCGUGUUUCAUUCAGAGCAUGAUACUAAGAACUCGGUGAUAGACUGUGUAUGUUGAUUAAAAAGUUAUGUAACGUUCUAUAAUAUAUUGAAAUGACUAUAAAGAUGAUUUAUAAUCUGGAUAAAUCAAACUGUUGACUUUCAGAGAACUUUGUAAUUCUUGUUGUGGAACGUUUAUGCACUUGCCACUUGGUUAAAAGUAUUGGAGUGGAUCAAUAUAUGCUUUUGUUUAGGGAUGCACCGAAACGAAAAUUCUUGGCCGAAGCCGAACACUUGGCUGAAGGCCGAAUAAUACCGAACAUGGUUUUUUGCAUUUCUUCUAUUUAUUAAGCUAUUUUUUUCACUAUUGCACAAACUGAAUAGUCAAAAUGUGCUUUUUAUAAUUUGUCUUGCUUUUCAAUAAUAUACAAUACAACUUUAUAUAAAAUUUAGCAAAACAAAGUAAAUUCAAACAAAAAAUUGAGCCCUCUCCCUUCAUGAAUAGCCUAUAUUAAUUAGGCCUAUAACUGACUGCUAAAAGAAUGUAAUGUAAGUUACUCUGUACCCCUACAACAAAACAGUUCAUUAAAAAGUGUCAUUCCACAUUAGGUCUAUAAGCUAAAAAUACGAA